AUGACCUUCUUCCGCAUCACCCUCCACCGCUCCGCCAUCGGCCUCCCCAAGAGCACCCGCGGCGUCCUCGAGGCCCUCGGCCUCCGCCGCCGCUCCCAGACCGUCUUCCACCCCGUCAGCCCCCAGUUCGCCGGUAUGAUUAUCAAGGUUAAGGAGCUCGUCAAGGUCCAGGAGGUCGACCGCGCCAUGAGCCAGCACGAGAUGCGCGACCUGCGCAGGCCAGACCCGGGUUUCUACGUCGAGAAGGCUGUUGCGCGGUAA
Messenger RNA from Colletotrichum abscissum, 261 nucleotides. Its product is annotated as ribosomal protein L30. Bases 1 to 261 code for a protein of 86 amino acids. Gene Ontology annotation, cellular component: mitochondrion; large ribosomal subunit. Gene Ontology annotation, molecular function: structural constituent of ribosome. NCBI's taxonomy places the organism in Eukaryota, Fungi, Ascomycota, Sordariomycetes, Glomerellales, Glomerellaceae. Gene Ontology annotation, biological process: translation. The transcript has a single exon. The record is from RefSeq and is a predicted model, not a curated record.